AUGGUGUGGAGAACCUGGUUGAUGAUGCUGUGGAUGACACAGAGGCUGAGGCAGGUAGUCAGUGGAGGGUAUAUCGUAUGCUUACCGUAUUUUUUUGAUAUAUAUUUUUUCGUGCCACCGCCGAACCUCGGCCCGGUGCACCAUUCCGCAUCGGGCGUUCGGGGUGCCGAGUACACUGAUUUAGUGGCUCGGUUGGAUAGGAUCGAGGGUGACACUCAGGGUCUGUAUGCUGCUCAUGUCGAGCUGAAGAAGGCAUACGAGACCAGCCAUGUAGAGCUGAAGGGUGGUCAGAACGUAAUUAUGGAGCAGCUCAGACACAUAUUGGCUAUGUUGAAUCGUCCGCCAACGAUAGCUUCAGCACCGGAGGCCCCAGCAGAUCCAUCUACCCCACCACCAGCUUCUUCACCCCCAGUAGAAGAGGAUGAGGUCUUCCCCGACGAUUACGAUCCUUAUGAGGGAGCUCCAGCGACUCCGAUCGAGGCACAACCUCUUAUCCAUGUACAUGACACCGAGUCGCAGGGUGAGAUUCUGUCCAUAGAGGCACAACCUGCAGUGGUUAAGAGUCGGAAGAGGAAGAGAAAGCCUCCUGUAUGGUUCGGUGACUAUACGGAGAUGAAGAGGAGACAUAGGCCCUCUUCGACUUUUGAUCCCCUGGAGCCACCGGAUGAGAAAUUGUUAACCACUUUCCGAAAGUGGUGUGUUGGACUCAUUCCGAACCACCGACUUCGGGAUUUGAGAAGUGGUGAUUACGGUCCAGGAUUCUUUUGGAUAAUGCUCACACCAAAGGAAUGGCUUACAGAUGACCAUAUAGAUGCAGCAAUGCAUAUGCUGAGGAGGCGACGCACCGACUAUCCACUGACAUUUCCUCAGAAGGAUAUCAUUCUGUCCACAUUCGAAAAACUUUAA
Cannabis sativa is the source of this 906-nucleotide messenger RNA. RefSeq lists its product as uncharacterized. The record is from RefSeq and is a predicted model, not a curated record. The transcript is spliced from 4 exons. NCBI's taxonomy places the organism in Eukaryota, Viridiplantae, Streptophyta, Magnoliopsida, Rosales, Cannabaceae. Bases 1 to 906 code for a protein of 301 amino acids.